GAUCAUAAAGAAGCCAUAAAAUUGAAAUUAGGACGCCAAACUUGAAUUCUCCUUUAUUUCAAAAAAACCCCUGCUAAUAAAAAGAAGAAAAAAACGAAUUCUUUAUUUCCUACAUAUUCCUUGUGUCUUGUGAUGAUCCUAAAACCCAGAAAUAUUUAGCUACAAUCUCCGUAUUAUCUCUUCCACCGUUAACUUUCUGUACUUCUGGAGCUUUGUGCUUGCUUCUGGAGAAUUAACUCUCUGUUCUUCUUUCUGUAGACGACGUUGGAGCUCUAGAAAUGGAGAAAGGAAAGGUGAAUACAUAUUCUCCUGAUACAGUACUUGAGGACUUUUUGAGAACUGCAGAAUCUGGAUCAGACUCUUCAAAAGCCAGCACUUCAGAAUUUGAUGGCCCGAAAAUUCAAACAUCUGCUUCUCGAUGGACCGGUUUUCUCGAGCUAUUCAGAAGUAAAUCAAAAGGACACUUCGCCAAAGAUCCUCUAAUUAGUUCUCUCAAACUGUCCAAAAGAUUCAGCAGAAGCAUGAGAGAGACAAGUAGCAGCAGUGUCAUGCCAAAUCCCAUUCUUGAUAAUGGUUUGAGCUAUUUCAAACCUCAGUGGAAACUUUUUACCCUCUCUGAGCUCCAAACUGCAACCAACAAUUUUCACCAAGAAAAUUUGAUAGGAAAGGGUGGUUAUGCUGAAGUUCAUAAAGGGCGCUUGAGAAAUGGCCAAUAUAUCGCAGUUAAGCGGCUAAUGAGGGGACAACAAGAUGAGAGAAUAGGGGAUUUCUUAUCUGAGCUUGGGAUUAUGGCACAUAUCAACCAUCCAAACACUGCUAAAUUGAUUGGUUAUGCUGUUGAUGGUGGACUCUUUCUUGUUCUUGAGUUGUCUCCUUAUGGAAGCUUGGCCAAUAUGUUGCAUGCAUCAAAGCAGAAACUAGAAUGGAAAAUCAGGUAUAAAGUAGCCAUAGGAAUAGCUGAAGGGCUACUAUAUCUUCAUGAAGGUGGUCAAAGAAGGAUUAUCCACAGAGAUAUUAAAGCAGCAAAUAUAUUGCUCACGAAGGACCUUGAACCUCAGAUAUGUGAUUUUGGGCUUGCAAAAUGGCUACCAGAGCGAUGGACUCACCUCACUAUAUCAAAAUUUGAAGGAACAUUUGGGUAUCUUGCUCCGGAGUUCUUGAUGCAUGGCAUAGUAGAUGAAAAAACUGAUGUUUUUGCUUUCGGAGUGCUAUUAUUGGAACUUAUCACUGGACGUAGAGCCCUUGAUUAUUCACAACAAAGCCUCGUCAUUUGGGCUAAACCUUUGCUGAAGAAGAACAGAAUUAGAGAGCUCGUCGAUCCUUCACUUGCUGAUGACUAUAACUUACUACAGAUUAACCUCAUGGUUUUAGCUGCUUCUUUGUGUGUGCAACAGUCUUCAAUAAGACGACCUCGAAUAAAUCAGAUUUUGCUGCUUCUAAAAGGCAACAGUAAAAGCCUGGAUUUAAUCAGGAGAUGUAGGAAACCUUCCCAUUGGAAGAGGUAUUAUGAAGAACUCUUUAAUGCAGAAGAAAGCAAAAUGAGUAGAGGCUUAAGUGGUUUGAGUCUGCAGGAACAGAUAGCAUUGGAAUUCUGAGACAGUGAGAUGGAUUUGGCUUAAGGCUCAAUACAUUUGUCGAAACAGACAAGAUUGGAAAUGCGAAGGUGGGAUUCAGUUGAUUUCUCCCUCGUGAUUAUUGGUAUUACAUGAAGUUGCUGACUGCAUCAAGGCUUAUGUUGGUACCAGAGGCGAAUUUAGGGCAAGUUGAUUCGAAUCGAACUCUCUCUCUAUAUAUAUAUGGAAAAGUAAUUAAAAUAGGUGUAUACGUAUAAUAAGAUCACACUCAUUGUGAACU
Molecule: messenger RNA, 1854 nt
Organism: Nicotiana tabacum (common tobacco)
Lineage: Eukaryota; Viridiplantae; Streptophyta; Magnoliopsida; Solanales; Solanaceae
Product: receptor-like cytosolic serine/threonine-protein kinase RBK2
Biological process (GO): protein phosphorylation
Molecular function (GO): protein kinase activity; ATP binding
Source: RefSeq, a predicted model, not a curated record